AUGAAACCGGCCGACAGGAACGGAUUUUAUGGGUCGCUAGGCGCGGCCUCGCCGGGAACUAGUAGUACAAAUCUUGUUGUAGAACAGGGGGGCACAGACGGGCCUAUAGCUAGCUCGAGCCCUGUAUCUGCGGGGCCCACAAAUCUCGUUGAAGAAACCGCUGCAAAGGAGCCGCAAGCGGACUCUCCUGGCCCGGGGUCUACUGGCUUUCCAGAGCCAAGGACAACGGGCUCUUCAGAGCCAACGACAUUUGCCUCUUCGAGCCUUUUGCCUGCUGGCCAGAAUGACGGGGAGAAUGGGGACAACACGCAAGUAGUCUCUCACUUAUUGGAGGCGACACCCCCCAGCGACGCUGAAGCAACGGAGGCCACUCCGCUCAUCCUCGGCACAGAUCUCGAAAACUGGGCCGGCGGCUCGGCGCAAGCAAACAGCUUUCGGCAUUCCGCACGCCGCUUUUUGCAUAGCACUCGCCUAUGGAAGAGCAUAGCCUAUAUCCUGGCGUUGGCGGUGCUCAUGCUCGUUCUCGCGUUGCUGGUGGAUUUCCAGAAAUUGGCCAACGACGCGUUUUCGCUGCAGUUGCAGAACGUAUCCGUGCUCGGCAUCCAUGAUGACGGCGUUGCUUUGCACGUCACCGGAACUGUUGAAACCAACUACGCCCGUAUUGGGAACCCGCUCCUCCGACAUGCCACGCGAUUGGCGGCGCUUGUUGUGGGUGGAGUUGUCGUUGCCCCAAGGGACGAGUGCCGCGUGUAUGUCACCACCGACAACGUAGCCAGGGCACACUUGUUGGACAUGUACCCCCCGGAAAUGCCAGUCGACUUGAUCGACCAUCGGGUCAGCGAGGUGGAUUUCAUCACCGAUGCGGUGUUUGUGGAUGGUGGCGCUGCCCUUGUUUUUGAGUCCAUUCUCAGCCACAGCAUCUCAACCCCACUCAUCUUGAAUGUCGAGGUGCGCCUGGCGCCCAAAAUCCAGGCGGGGUGGUUCAGUGCCCAGUUGGGCGCCGCAAGUCUUUUCCAACAGAUCGAAAUUUCCUCACACAAGCUCAAAUUCCCGCUCGAAGUCCACAGCCUUGCGGUGAGCGAGCACAACGGCCUCACGAACAUCAGGUUUGCGUCAUCUUUGCCCGCUAUGCCUAUGAGUUUGGGUCUCGGGCAAAUUGACUGGCAGCUCGCCAUUGCCGAUUGUGACUCCAGUGCAGUGGCAGUUGGGGAAUGGCGCACAUCCAUCUUGAGCUUCGACCCGACCUCGCCCACCAAUGUCACAGUCUUUGGAACGCUCGAUUCGAUUCCUCUUUCCUUGUUGGAGACCUGUUCUGAUGGAUUGACUCCUGUGAAUCGGUUCAUCCACCUGAUCACGAACGAGAAGACUGUCAAAGGGGUUUUGAGCGCGAAGCACUCGGUCCAGAACUCGAAAUCGCUACCGAAAUGGCUAUACAGCGCUUUGACCAGGAUGUCUGUCAAUGCAUCGAUCCCCACUCCCCACAUGAAAGAGGCUCCGGGAAACAUUCCCACUUAUGAGUACACACUUUAUUCCAGCAAUGUGGUGGCGGAGACUCUGGAAGACAAGCGCCUUCACGUGCGAGUCGAUGCGAAAGCAGAUGUUGGCGUGAAAUCGUCAUCGAAGCAAUUCAGCCUCAAUUUUUCCGCAACUCACAUGAAAUCAAAAUUGUUCUUGUCGCAACUUGGGAAGAUCUUUCUCGAGGCACUGGUUUCCGAAUCGGCCGAGGCCCACUGCUCUUCUCUACAAUUGAUACAAAACGCGAUUGCGCUUGACUGCAGAAAUGUAUCAGUAUGGUUGACUGAGCCGAGACUUGCAGGCCGUUUCGUCAAGUCAAUGUUGAUCGAACAGGAGCUUGCACUUCCCCAAUGGGCUGUAGAUUUGGAUGAAUUGAAGAUUCAGCUGCGUUUGCUUUCAACUGUCCUCAAAGAUUUACGCCUCCAAAGUGAGUACGAUUCGCCAAGAAAGAUUGUCAAUUCCAGGCAACAUAACUCUUCUUUUUUGGAAUGGCUUAUGAAAAACAUCCAGCUUCAGACAUAUCAAAUCUUCUGUGUGUCUUCCAGCCCUGAGCACGCCGAGUUUUUGAUUGACUUCCAGAUCUCAAAUCCUUUGAAUGCUUCAGUGGCGGUGAUAAACGAUAUUUUAAAAUUCGACUUGAAAUAUAACAAAACAACGGUGGCAGUUGUUCUGCUCGAAAAUUUUCUGAUCCCCAACUCUGGGAAAAGGGCACUACUCUCUGCUAGCAUGACAGUCUUUUAUUCAUCUAGCACACAACGUGUCGUGUUGGAGGACUUCAUUAGUCAUGUAAUCUCUGGGUCUGAUAAAACUCGCUUUGGAAUAGCAGGAACUCAGGAUAGCUCAAAGAAAGAAACUGAUUUGUCGCGGUUCCUACAAGAAAUCGAAGUCGAAGAGAUUCUUCUCCCUGAGCUAAAUUUCACACAUCAGCCGCUGACAGGGCUGUUGCAGAUGAUCGGACCGCACCAUGGAAUGGCAGGGGAUUUCGAAGUCAGAGAGGAUACACCAAAAGCUAGGAAAAGCCCGUUUUUGAUUGACGCAACUUUUCACUUGUGGACUUCAGAAAUGGAGCUCACUGUGUUCAAUCCAAUAUCCAACGUGGAACUAAAAGUGCGGAUACUUGAUUGUUUGGCAUCUUACAAAGGCGAGAUAUUGGCUCACGUAGAAUGGUCAGAGCUUUUGAUGAUUCCACCCGGAAUUCAUGCAACAUCUCGUAUUCCAAUCAAGAUCGCCAACGGCAUUGGGGCAGAUACUUUGAGAAAAGCGCUCAAUGGGGAUUUAGCUAUGGAUGUGGUGGCUGAGCUUAGUGUAUCUGUGGACAAGUUUCCCACUGAACUCAUGUACCGUGGGGCUGGCCUCACCGCAAAAGUAAGAAUUUGA
Messenger RNA from Metschnikowia bicuspidata var. bicuspidata NRRL YB-4993, 2892 nucleotides. RefSeq lists its product as uncharacterized. The record is from RefSeq and is a predicted model, not a curated record. The transcript has a single exon. The coding region runs from base 1 to 2892 and encodes 963 amino acids. Lineage: Eukaryota; Fungi; Ascomycota; Pichiomycetes; Serinales; Metschnikowiaceae.